AAACCUUUUGUGUGUAAAGAAUGUAGGAAGGCCUUUAGUACCUUCUCAUACCUUGUUCAACAUCAGCGAAUUCAUACUGGUGAGAAACCCUAUGAAUGUAAAGAAUGUGGGAAGGCCUUUAGUAGUAGCUCACCCCUUGUUAAACAUCAGAGAAUUCAUACUGGUGAGAAACCCUAUGAAUGUAAGGAAUGUGGAAAGGCCUUUAGACUUAGUUCAUUUCUUAAUGCGCCUCAGAGAAUUGAUGCAGGGGUAAAGCCCUAUGAAUGCAAGGAAUGUGGGAAAGCCUUUAGUCGUGCCUCAUACCUUGUUCAACAUGAAAGACUUUAUACAGGUGAGAAACCCUAUGAGUGUAAGGAGUGCAGCAAGGCUUUUAGUGCUGGCUCAUACCUUGUUCAACAUCAGAGGAUUCAUACUGGUGAGAAACCCUAUGAGUGUAAGGAGUGUGGGAAGGCCUUUAGUUCUGGCUCUUACCUAGUUCAACAUCUGAGAAUUCAUACUGGUGAGAAACCCUUUGAAUGCAAGGAAUGUGGCAAGACCUUUAGCCUUAAUUCCUUCCUUACUGAACAUCAGAGGUUGCACACUGGUGAGAAACCCUUUAAGUGUAAAAAAUGUGGGAAGGACUUUAGAUACAGUUCAGCCCUUAAAGCAAUCAGAGAAACCAUAUGGGUGUGAAACCCUAAGAAUUUAAGGAAUUUGGGGAGUCCUUUAUGUAUGACUCAAACAUUAUUUAGCAUCAGAAUUUAUGCUAAUGAAAAACCUGUGUGUAAAAAAUCUUGUAGGCCUUUAGAAAAUAUUCUCGUAUUACAGAAUUCAUAAAUAGGAAAGCCUUCAUUUGUCACUCUUGUGUUUACAAUAUCAGAAUAUUCGGGAUUGGUGGCCAAUUCAGAAAAGGUAGGAAACUUUAGUACAGCAUUGGUAGCAUGAAAUUUGAUAUGACCUAUUCUACUAUGGUUGAAUGAACUAGUGAAUAAAAAAAAAAACCUUCCAGUUACUCUUAAAUCAUCGCUGAA
This is a messenger RNA of Felis catus (domestic cat), 1010 nucleotides long. Its product is annotated as zinc finger protein 30-like. The record is from RefSeq and is a predicted model, not a curated record. The transcript has a single exon. NCBI's taxonomy places the organism in Eukaryota, Metazoa, Chordata, Mammalia, Carnivora, Felidae. Gene Ontology annotation, molecular function: DNA-binding transcription repressor activity, RNA polymerase II-specific. Gene Ontology annotation, biological process: negative regulation of transcription by RNA polymerase II. The annotation marks the transcript as partial.